This is a messenger RNA of Paramecium pentaurelia, 3574 nucleotides long. NCBI's taxonomy places the organism in Eukaryota, Ciliophora, Oligohymenophorea, Peniculida, Parameciidae. The record is from the annotation of a GenBank genome assembly.
AUGAGAAUGGCUGUUACUCCAUUGUAAGUUUCUAAAUCACUACCUCCAGUUCCUAUGCCCAUAAUGAAUACUCCAGUGAUAGUUGACAGAGGUAGACAGAAAGUAAAUAACUAUUAGUGGCAAGUUUGAAUCAUUCUACAAUAUUCAAUAAAGAAUCUCCUAAAAAUACACUUAGUGAAUAAUAGUUGAUAGAAUUAGAAACCAGAAUUCUUAAUCUUGAAUAAGAUUCUUCAGCAAAAUUAAAAUGUGAAAAUUUGAUCCAAGAAAAUAAAAAUCUAAUGCAAUAAGUUAGUCAAUAAACUGAGGCUGUAGCUAAAUUUAAGGGGGAACUAAAGAUUGCUAAAAAAGAAAUCUCAAAGUAAAGCUUUAAAAUAUCAUAAAAAGACUUAAGAAAGUAUUAGAUAUAAAAGAAGAAGCCUUAACGGAUAUUAGAAUUAAAAAUCAUUCCAGAAAUUUAUCAUAAUCUGAUAAAAUAGUCCAACAAAAAGAAAUGAUGGAAUAGUAAUAUUUUAAAGAAAAACUAUAAUUAUAAAAUUAGAUUAAACAACUUGAAGAAAUAUUAGAACAAGAGCGUUCUCAAAACUAAAAUAAUUAGACUUCUCUUUAUUUUCAAUAACAAUAAAUACUUAUUCAGAAUCAAUAAAUGGACUAUUAAAUUUAAUAAUCUUAACCUUCUUUACAAACAUAUAAAUGCAACCAAUUAAAAAAAAAUGAUUAAUAUUCAACUUCUUAGAAUAGGAAUUCUAAUUAGGAAGGAGGAUUCAAUCAAAUUUUUUAUAGACCUUGUCAUUAAGAUAAAUUAUAUUAAGUUCCUAGUAAAGGAAUAACAAAAGAGAGUAGUUCUCCAAAAUUCAAUAAUUAAAGUUUUCCUUUAUUAAAAUUCAAUUCUAUUGCUUAGGAAAACUUGGAUGCAAAUAGCUAAUUCGAUUAAAAAAAUAAAUCCAUUGAUCCAAAAGAUUAAUUUAAAACUCAUAAUUAAUUAAAAGAUCAUAAUAUGAUAUAACGAAAAUCAUUAUCUUAGAUUACAGAAUUGAUAAAUUAAAAUGAACAUGGAUAAAAUCAAAGUAAAGAAAACCAUUGUAAAUACUUCGAGAAAAAUUGUUUAUAAUCACCAAAUUAUUCAUCCUCCAAUAUCUCUAAAAAUAAAUUAUUAUAAGAAUUAGAGGAACUGAAAAAUGAGGUUAAUUUCUAAAAAAUAACUAUUUAAGAUUCGAUUAAAAAAAUAUCAAUACUAGAGUAAGAAAAAUCUAAUGUUAUUGAUAAAAAUGAAAAACUUCUUCGAGAAUUUCGCAAUUAAGUUGAUGAAAUAAAAAGAAAUGAUUUAAUAAGAAACAAUAUACAAAAUGAUGUUAUAAGACUUGAAGAAACUCUUUAGUCUUAAAAAAUACAUUAUGAAACUUAUAUUUAGGAUUAAUAACUUAAAUAUAAUCUUCUCGAAUAGAAAUUCUAAGAAAAUUAAAUAUUAUUAUAAGAAAAUCUAAAAGAAUAGACUAAAUUUGAGUAAGAAAAUUGCAUAUUAUUGAAAAAUCAGUUAGAAGAAAAAUAAUUAGAAAUUCUGAACAUUAGUCAAAAAGUCCUUAAUUAUAAAAAUAAAAAUGAUUAGUGUGAAAUAUAAAUAAAUCAAAUGAAAAAAUAAGAACUAGACUUAAAAUUAGAGAUUGAAAAAAUCAAUAAAUAAUAUCAUUAAGUUAAGAAUUAAUUUGAUGAUACUUUAAAAAAUCUGAAUGAAGCACAAAAUCAAAUGUUAAAGAUGUAAUCUUAAUUUUAAUCAGAAUUUUAAUUAAGGGAAAAAAUAGAAUUAAAUUAUGCUAUCUUAUAAAAAGAAUUUAGUCAAUAUAGAGAAAACUCUAUUCUAUAAAUUGAUAAUUUAUAGUCAUAAGAAAAACCAAUGAAUAAUUUCAACAAUAUAGAGUAAAUUUAAAAUCUUUAACAAAAAUAAAAAGUAGAAAAAAUCAUAAACUUUGAAUAAAUUGAUCAAGAUAUUACUCAACAAUUAUAAAAUGCAAAUAAUACUAUAAAUGAAUAGAGAGAAUAAUUAUUUUAGUUAUAAGAAACAAAUUAAAAAUUAGAAAAGGAAAUUGAAGAUUUGAAGAAUAAAUUUUCAAAGUAAAAUUUAAUAUUAACUUAAUUGAAAUAAGAUAAUACUUAUAAAUUUGAUAAAUGUAAUAACUUAAAAUUGGAUUUAUCUAGAAUUCUUAUGGAUGAAUAACAGCAAGAAAAUAUUUAUAAUGAGCAAUAAUAAAUUGAUUAACUUAUUCUUGAAAAUGAUUCUAUUCCUAUUAUUUAUGAUUUAGCUUAUACAGAAUAAAAUUAGUUAGAUUAAAAAUUAUAGUAAAAUAAUCAGGAUAUGGUCAUUCAAAAAUAAUAAAUUGAUGAACUAAUACAAAUUAAUUAAGAAUAGAAUACUCAGAUUUGUAAUUUGAAGACUUAAUUAUUAUAGUUAGAGAUAAUAACAGAAAACUAAAAAGAGUAGAUAAAUAAAUAUGAAAAACAGUUUAAAUAUGUAUUAAAAGAUGAUAAUAAAUUAUGUUAGUAAAAAUAAACAGAACUAUAUGAAUAUAAUGAACCCACAUCUUUUAAAAGCUGUAAUCAUUUUACUUAACUAAUUAAUUAAUAGGUUAAAUAAAGAGAUUAAGAAAAUAAAAAUUUAAAGAAAACCAAUAAUUUAACUACAUAUGAAAUACAAACAGGAAAAAAUGAGAUUAAUUUACUCCAAAAAAAAAUACAAUAAUAAAGUGAUAUCAUUAAAUAAUUAAAUUAAUAGUUAGAUAAACUUAAUUUUUAGUAUUAGAAUCUAUUAAUAGAAUAGUAAUCAAAUAAUCUUUAAAUUGAAUUAAAAAAAUCAGAGUAUGAGUAAAUGAAAAAACAUCUUUAAACAACUAUUUCAAAAUAAAAAAUUUCUUUAGAUUAAAAAGAAAUCGAGAUAUAAAAUAUUAAAUAAUAAAAAUUAAGUGUAAAUGAUAUGAAUUAAUUAGAAAUAGAUAAAAUUAAUUAAUUACUAAUCAUGAGUUAAGAAAAGAUUGAAAUUUAAAAAAAAGAGCAACAUAAAGAUAUGUAAAAAAAUUAAGCAAUUUAAUAAGCCAACAAUGAAUUGAAAAGCUAAUUAGAAAGAGUACAAGAUGAAAAUGCUGAUUUACAUGAUAUAAUUAUUGAGCUAUAAAAAGAAAAUGUAAAUUUAAGAGAUAAUCAUUAAAAAUUAAUUAAGAAAUUAGAUGAAAAUAAUUAGACAAAAGAAUAAAUUAAGGAAUAAUAUGCAUAAUUAUAAUAAGAUAAUAUCAUUUUAAGAAGAUAAGUUAUUACUAUUAAUUAAUAAUGUGAAAAUUUUCAAGCUGAAUAACUAAAACCAGGUUUUAUUACAUCUAAAAAUAGUAAAAAGAUUGAUGAAUUAGAGAGGGAAAAUAUAGCAUAUUAGAAAGAAAUUUCAAAAUUAAAAUAAAUGAUAGGAGAUUUAUCAAAUAAUCAAAAUUACAACUUUAAUUAAAAUCCAGAGAGAAAAUUGUCAAAUAGUUCUCAAAAUUUAUCACAAAAGAAGCAUCUUUUUGAUCAAAAUAGUAUUAAAUCUAAAAAUAAUUGA